UAGUAAGCGACGUACGAAGAACGGGCCCCAGGGCUUGAUUGGGGCUGACGCUUGACAGGGAUUGUUUUUGGCAGCAUGUAAACAAUUUACCACCAACACGGAAAAGAAAAAUGUUAAGGAAUAAAGUGAAGUUCGGUGCAGUGGCCUUGGCUCCUGUUGCUCUGGGGGCCGUAGGUUUCACCUCAGCUGGAAUAGCUGCAGGCUCCUACGCUGCAAGCAUGAUGUCUGCUGCUGCGGUGGCUAAUGGAGGCGGAGUGCUAGCUGGAGGCAUGGUGGCUGUUUUACAGUCAGCAGGUGCAGCUGGGCUGUCGGGGGCUGCCACUGCAGCUGUGGGCGGUGUUGGAGCUGCUGCAGGAGCAGGACUGAAAUUACUGGCAGGUGUCAUACGGAAAUAAAAAAUGUAAAUAAUCUCACAUGGCAAAUUCUAAUGAUAUUUUGUUGCCACUGCUCUUCCUACUAAUGAGCAUUGUUGUGAUGUCAGAAAUAUGAGUGGUACAUUUUUUAACUGUUUCAGUGAAUGAGUGAAAGUGUUUCUGCAGUCAGUGUUUCUGUCACUGACCUCAUUUCAGUGCAUCAAAGAGUAAUUCCACAAAUUCAGAGUGUUGUAAAAAUUUCAGGAUUUAAUGAAAUUUUUUGGUCAUACCACGUUACUGAAGUGUUUAAACUAAAGAGUGUUCUAGUGUUUAUUCAUUCAAGGUUCAAAAUAAAGGAAGAUAUUAAACCAGA
Messenger RNA from Pundamilia nyererei, 726 nucleotides. Its product is annotated as interferon alpha-inducible protein 27-like protein 2A. Gene Ontology annotation, cellular component: mitochondrial membrane. Bases 111 to 395 code for a protein of 94 amino acids. The transcript has 3 exons. Gene Ontology annotation, biological process: release of cytochrome c from mitochondria; intrinsic apoptotic signaling pathway. The record is from RefSeq and is a predicted model, not a curated record. Lineage: Eukaryota; Metazoa; Chordata; Actinopteri; Cichliformes; Cichlidae.